AUUUUCCAUUACCAAACGGACCUCAUCCCGUUUAUCAUCGCAUUCGCCGCGCCAGAACACCAGCUUUGGGGUUUCGCUCGCAUCUCACUCGCUCGGCUCGAAUUUAAAUGCAAAUAUGUUGCCCCACAUGUGUCUAAAAUGGGUUCUACUUCUUCUGCUCAUCUCGAUCUCUGUCUUAGAUGUUUACAGCUCCGAUGAAAACCACGUUUGGGCAACUAAAAAGAGGCGCAUGAGAGAGAAAGUUCGUAGAAUGUUCUAUCAUGCAUAUGACAACUACAUGAACCAUGCCUUUCCGCACGACGAGCUAAAGCCUCUUACUAAAACUUUCACUGAUUCCCUUAGUGAGCUUGGAAAUUUGAGGCUUGAACACCUACCACAUGACUAUAAUGGAUCUGCCCUUACGCUAAUAGAAUCUUUGUCGAGCCUUGUUAUUAUGGGAAACAAUACAGAAUUUGAAAGGGCAAUUAUUUGGCUGUCUGAAAAUCUGAAAUUCAAUGUUGAUGCGAGGAUAAAUCUUUUUGAGUGCAACAUAAGAGUUCUUGGAGGACUUGUAUCUGCUCAUAUACUGGCAACUGAUUCUACAAACAGGCUGGUUCAAGGAGCAUAUAAGAAUCAACUGCUUAUUUUGGCUGAAGAUCUAGGGAAACGUUUGCUACCAGCUUUUGAUACACCCACAGGAUUGCCUUAUGCAUGGAUCAACUUAAAGUAUGGAGUGAUGGAGAAUGAGACCACAGAAACAAGUACUUCAGGGUGUGGUUCUCUAAUUCUUGAAAUGGGAGCAUUAUCACGGUUGACCGGUAACCCCAGAUUUGAAUCUGCUGCUUUACAUGCUCUUCGUAAGCUAUGGAGUAUGAGAAGUUCAUUAAAUUUAUUUGGAACAACACUGGAUGUGGUAACUGGGGAAUGGAUUGAACAUUCAUCUGGUAUUGGGGCUGGAGUUGAUUCAUUUUAUGAGUACCUAUUCAAAGCUCACAUUGUUUUCGGAAAGGAAGAGUUUUGGAGAAUGUUUCACUCUGCUUAUGUUGCUGUGCAGAAAUAUUUCAGACAUGGUCCAUGGUACCAUGAAGCUGAUAUGAGGACAGGAAAAGCAACUUAUUGGCAGCUUACUAGCCUUCAAGCAUUUUGGCCUGGCCUACAGGUUCUUGUUGGGGAUGUUGCAGCAGCAAAUUCAUCGCAUCGUGAGUUUUUUUAUGUUUGGGAAAAGUUUGGAGUGCUCCCUGAGAGGUAUUUAUUAGACCAUCAAAUGUUGCACCCUACGGAAAAAUAUUAUCCCUUACGCCCUGAAUUAGCAGAGUCAACUUUCCACUUAUAUCAGGCCACCAAAGAUCCAUGGUACAUAGAGGUGGGAGAAUCAAUAGUGAAUUCUCUUAAUUUAUACACAAAAGUUGAAGGAGGAUUUGCUAGUAUUAGAGAUGUGACAACUAUGCAGCAUGAGGAUCAUCAACACAGUUUCUUCCUUGCUGAAACGUGCAAGUAUUUAUAUCUUCUGUUCGAUGAUUCAUUUCUGGUUAAUCAGAACUAUAUUUUCACGACCGAGGGUCAUCCCAUACCUGUUUUAAGCGCUUGGCAUGAGAGACUUCCGGAGGCCUACAUCCCAACCAACUGGACUUUUGUGAAGAAGGAAAAGCUUGUGAGGCAGGCUAGUGCAAUGUCUAUGCAAGUAUGCCCUGCUAACACACUAGACACCGGAGGGUCUGGUAGCCAACACGUCAAGAGCGCUUGUCAUGUUGCAGAUGCUCGUAGCAACCAUAGAUGUUUAAGUGAUGAAGACUGUGGAGUUGAUUCAACCAAUUGUAGGCGAAGAUCUUGUAGCAUGGCUGGUUAUUGUGGGUUAUGGUUGUCUAUAUGACACCAAUGGUAGAACCAGAAUUUUUUUUGUUAAGUAAUAAUAGAUAAAUGAAUCAAACAUAACACUAAACAGCUGUAAUUGGCAUAUAUAUUUAUAUAUAUGUAAUCUGUUACCAAUUUCUCACUGGGAUAACAUCAAAGGGAAAAAGAGUAGGAAUAUACAUGUAUCAGAAGUUCAUUAAUAAUGCAGUUUGCUAUUUAUUAUUUAA
Molecule: messenger RNA, 2057 nt
Organism: Humulus lupulus (European hop)
Lineage: Eukaryota; Viridiplantae; Streptophyta; Magnoliopsida; Rosales; Cannabaceae
Product: alpha-mannosidase I MNS5
Exons: 15
Coding region: 116-1849 (577 amino acids)
Biological process (GO): carbohydrate metabolic process; mannose trimming involved in glycoprotein ERAD pathway; endoplasmic reticulum mannose trimming
Cellular component (GO): endoplasmic reticulum; membrane
Molecular function (GO): mannosyl-oligosaccharide 1,2-alpha-mannosidase activity; calcium ion binding
Source: RefSeq, a predicted model, not a curated record